This is a messenger RNA of Haliotis rubra (blacklip abalone), 1720 nucleotides long. RefSeq lists its product as uncharacterized. The record is from RefSeq and is a predicted model, not a curated record. The coding region runs from base 500 to 1345 and encodes 281 amino acids. The transcript is spliced from 5 exons. Lineage: Eukaryota; Metazoa; Mollusca; Gastropoda; Lepetellida; Haliotidae.
GAGUCACAUGCAUGCAUAGGAGGAGGAUCUAGUCAGUGCGAGCUGUUGAUAUUUCACUCAGCUCUUUUCCAAUAUACAGCAAGAUAAAACCGGUAUCUCUGUGCCUGGCUACAUACCUGCCCACAGCAUGUAUCUAAUCUAAUCCCUUCUGAAAAGGAUGUACCUGAAUAUGAGCAAAUGUGACAUGGAUAACGAAUGUGAAAGCUGAACACAUUGUUCACAAAUACGUGAUAUGUGUCUAACAAUCUUAUUAAACGUCUGUGAAAUUUUGUUGUGUGUUACUGGCGUUGUUAUGGACUGUAGUCCCCUAUCAUGGCUCCAAAAGAUAAAUUUAGAUACAUUUACACAUACACGACACAGUGGAUAUUCAGUGAGCGUAACCUUUAACACAUCUUGACUGCGUAUUUCACUUCCUUGUUUCUCAACAUGGCGGGUGUCAGGAUAUUCGUUGUAGUGGUCUUACUUCAAUGGAUACAGCUGACAUCGGUCGUCGUCAAACAUGACCUUCGCCUACAUUCUGGGUCCUGUCAUACAUAACUCGACUUCUAGUCAUCCGAAUACACGACUUUGUCAUCCAAGCCCAGUACCUGUCAACCAGGAUGGUUUGGAGACUCCUGUAGCUAAUCCUGUCACUGCGGGACAUCAUGUGACGAGACUACGGGUGUCUGUUCAGUUGCCUGCGACUCUGGAUGGAUUACGGGAGGAAGCAUGUGCCAGAAGCGUCAGUAUCACAUACAAACAUUUAAAAACCCGUGAAGAUCCGGGAAACAUUGCACUUCAAAAGACAACAUCAGCAGCAUCAGUGUUUGGAGGCUGGCUUGCAUCAAAGGCUGUGGAUGGUGACAAUAACGUAGAUGGUGGGAUUAGCACCUGUUUCCACGCUGGUGGAUCUCCGUCAGACUGGACAGUGGAUCUGGGCCGGGACUUCCAGCUGUAUGACAUCAGGAUCUACAGUAGACGUAAUUCCUACUCUAGAAAUGCCAACUCCAACAUCUUACUGAAUAAUGACACCUCCAACAUCUGCUCCACCCUCCCGAGUUCAUCCACCAAACCAACUGACGUGUCGUGUAACGGUACCGGCAGAUACGUCACCAUCAGGAACCAGGGGUUUGGAAGAACUGAUGGGUAUACUUUUGCUCUGAACAUCUGUGAGGUGGAGAUCUAUGGUAAGUCAUGUAUUGUAUUAAGUAUGUGUAUUCGUGUGCUUGUGACAUGCAUGUGUUUCACUGUUCAUUCACAGCGAAUGUACGAGUCAUGUAAGUUCCAUGCCAGGGCCCCGAUCCAUAAAUCAUUUGUAACCUUUCGUAGUUUAACAGUUCAUCAUAAGGUUACGAAAAUGUCGUAGAGCUAAAAAGGUUUUGUGGGACCUUGAUCUUUGUCUCAAUAUUCGAGAAGCUUUAUCAAACACGUUGUGAAAGUGCGGCAUUGUUGAUUGGAUGUAUUCAUCUAUGUAUAAGUGGGUAUUUGAAGCUCGGUCCUUUCUAGUCGACAAUGCAUUCAUACCUAACGAGAUUCAAAAUUUAUUUGCAAUAAUGCAAUAAUAUUUCUAUGAAACAAGUUCAUGCUUCUUGUGUCUGACGAGGGAAGGGUUAUUACGUAUUCUGCAUUAGGAAUUUUUGAAAACAUCUUGUUUGGUUUAAUUUUGUUGGCGUUUUACGCCUCACUCAGCAAUAUUCAAGCUAUUGGGCAGCGGUCUGUACCAGACAAUCCAGUGAUCAAA